AUGUUUAGUGUUUCAAGAGAAGAUGUCAAUUCAAGGGAAAGACUUAAAUUUGCAGAAGCCAUUACUAAUAAAAGCAAUAGAGGUCUUUUCUUAAAAUUCUUAGAUACAGAAAAAGGAAAAACUAUCUUUAAUUCCUUUGUUAAGAAUAAAUGUAUAAGUAGUGCAUCUGGUAUUCUUAGUCCAUUGACAGGUAAUGCUGCAGAAGUGGUUGAGAAGUUCCAUAAUAAGUUGUUCAAUCUUCAGGGAGAACCAACAUCAGAACUACAAAACAUGUUAAAUCUGGGGAUCACUCUAACUAAUCUGGAUAACAUUCUGAGCAAAGCACGAGUAAGGGCUCCAAUAGCAUUCGAGAAACUCUACACCGUUUUAUUUGAUAAUGAAGGAAGAAAUACAUCAAAGCUAGAGUUCAUGUUACAUGCUGGGAUAAUUUUGAAUGAUAUAAAAACUAUUCUGUCUAAGACAGAAAUACGUGCUGCAGAAGUAUUCAACGCAUUUUAUGAUGUUUUGUUUGAUAAUAACGGAGAUCACAAACCAUUGCUAAAACAUAUACUAAAUGGCAAUAUAGCUGUAGGGGAUAUUGUCCAUAUUGUGCAUGGAAAAGGGCCGUUGGCUGUGGAAUUACUUCAAGAAUUUAUUGGCGCCCUAUAUAAUGAUGAAGGAAACCCAUUACCAAAGCUGCAACACAUGUUAAAUAGCGGGUUAAAUAUCCAUAAUAUAGCUCAGAUGAUGAGUGGAGCAGGAAUAGAGGCUGUACAGACAUUCCAUAAGUUAUAUGAUAUUUUGUUUGAUACUGAAGGAAACCCAUCACUAAAGCUGCAGCGUAUGUUAAGUGGCGGAUUAAAUGUCUCUAAUGUAGCUCGAAUACUAAAUGGAGCAGGAAAAAAUAUUGCAGAAGUAUUCGAUAGAUUAUGUCAUAUGUUGUUUGAUGCUGAAGGAAAUCCAACACCAAAGCUACAGCACAUAUUAGAUAGCGGGCUAACUAUAAGUAAUGUAUUAACUAUUAUAAAUGGAUCAACAUCAAGAAUUGAAGUAAUAUUCAAUAGUGUCCAUAAUCUUUUGUUUACUAGAGAAGGAAAUCCAACACCAGAGUUAGAUCAUUUUUUUAAAAUCAGAGAAUUUCAUGAUGCUUUAUUUGAUGCUGAAGGAAAUCCAACACCACGGCUGCAGCAUUUUAUAGAUGGAGAGGUAACUCUUUCCUUUGUGUGCUCUGUGAUUGGAACAGCAGGAGCGAAGGCUCCAGACGCAUUCAAGGAAUUGCAUGAUGCUUUGUUUGAUGCUGAAGGAAAUCCAACACCAGAGCUGCAGCAUUUUAUAGAUCAAGAUUUAACUAUAAGUAAUAUUUCCAGCAUGCUAAGUGGAGCAGGAGGAAAGGCUCCAGAAGCAUUCAAGAAAUUGCAUAAUGCUUUCUUUGAUGCUGAAGGAAAUCCAACACCAGAGCUGCAGCACAUGUUAAAUAACGGGAUAAAUAUAUCUAGUAUAUCCAGCGUUAUAUCUGGGUCAAAAGCAAAGAGUGCAUUGAUAUUCAAGGAAUUGCAUGAUGCUUUGUUUGAUGCUGAAGGAAACCCAACACGAGAGUUAGAGGAUUUUAUAGAUAACAAUAUGGAGUUUGAUUGCUUGUCUGGCAUCCUAACUGGAGCGGGGGGUAAACCAAAGCCAGAGCUACAGCACAUAUUAGCUUAUGAGUUAAGGCUACCUAGCAUAUUUAGUAUACUUUCUCAAUCAAGAGCAAAGGCUCCAGAAGCAUUCAAGAAAUUGCAUGAUGUUUUAUUUGAUGCUGAAGGAAAUCCAACAUCAGAGCUGCAGCAUUUUAUAGAUCAAGAUUUAACUAUAAGUAAUAUUUCCGGCAUGCUAAAUUCAACAGGAAUAAACGCUGCAGAAGCAUUCAAAAAAUUUCAUAAUGUUUUGUUUAAUGAUAGAGGCAGACCAGCACCAGAGCUACAGAAUGUAUUAGAUAGCGGAAUAAGUUUAUCUUCUGUGUCUUCCAUUAUUGGUAAAGCAGGAGGAAAGGCUCCAGAAGUAUUCAAGAAAUUGCAUGAUGUUUUGUUUGAUGAUAGAGGCAGACCAGCACCAGAGCUACAGCAUAUAUUAGAUAGUGAGAUAAGUUUACCUUCUGUGUCUGCUGUUAUUAGUAAAGCAGUAGUACAUGCUUCAGAAGCAUUCAAGAAGUUUCAUGAUGUUUUGUUUGAUGAUAGAGGUAAACCAAAGCCAGAGCUGCAGCAUAUACUGAAGGAAAACUUGAAUAUCAGUAGUAUAUCCUUAGUGUUAAAGGGAUCAGGAGUACAUACUCCAGAAGCAUUCAAGAAAUUUCAUGAUGUUUUGUUUGAUGGUAGAGGCAAACCAAAGCCAGAGUUACAGCAUAUAUUAGAUAGUGAGAUGAGUUUUUCCUCUUUGUGCGGUGUACUAUUUGAGGCAAGGACUCCAGAAGCAUUUAAGGCAUUUCAUGAUGUUUUAUUUGAUGCUGAAGGAAACCCAACACCAGAGCUACAGCAUAUAAUAAGUAGCGAGUUGAUUAUGAGUAAUGUACUCAGCAUAUUAACUGGAUCGGGAAUAAGGGCUCCAGAAAUAUUCAAGUCAUUUCAUGAUGUUUUGUUUGAUGCUGAAGGAAAACCAACAUCAAAGCUACGUAGUGUAUUAUCUGGUAAGACGGGAGAAAAGGCUCCAGAAGCAUUCAAGGCAUUUCAUGAUGUUUUAUUUGAUGCUGAAGGAAAACCAACACCAGAGCUACAGCAUAUAUUAGAUAGCAGGAUAAAUUUGUCUUCUCUGUCUGGUAUUAUUAAUGGAUCAAAAGCAAACGCCCCAAAAGUAUUCAAGAAAUUCCAUGAUGUUUUGUUUGAUGCUGAAGGCAUACCAACACCAGAACUGCAGCAUAUGUUAGGUGACAAGGUGAAUUUUUCUACAGUAUUCAGUAUGAUACCUGCUCGAAUAGGAGAAGAAGCCCCAGAAGUAUUCAAGAAAGUGCAUGAUGUUUUGUUUGAUGUUGAAGGAAAACCAACACCAGAGCUACAGCAUAUAUUAAAUAGCGGAAUUUCUCUAGCUGGUGUGUCUUCCAUAAUAAGAAAAUCAGGAACAAAGGUUCCAUAG
Parnassius apollo (apollo) is the source of this 3081-nucleotide messenger RNA. The record is from the annotation of a GenBank genome assembly. Lineage: Eukaryota; Metazoa; Arthropoda; Insecta; Lepidoptera; Papilionidae.